Messenger RNA from Fukomys damarensis (Damara mole-rat), 2478 nucleotides. It is a transcript of the gene Rasip1, whose product is annotated as Ras interacting protein 1. Gene Ontology annotation, molecular function: GTPase binding. The transcript has 12 exons. Gene Ontology annotation, cellular component: cell-cell junction. Lineage: Eukaryota; Metazoa; Chordata; Mammalia; Rodentia; Bathyergidae. The record is from RefSeq and is a predicted model, not a curated record. Gene Ontology annotation, biological process: regulation of GTPase activity; angiogenesis; negative regulation of Rho protein signal transduction. Bases 358 to 2292 code for a protein of 644 amino acids.
CCUCCUCUGGACUGAGUCAAACUUCUGGUUCCAUGAUAGCCGAGGUCUGGGAGUUCGGCCCCUACCUGCGUGAGGAGGGGCUGUGCCCGGGGCCGGUGGAAGGGACCAACGGGCUGGCUACGACAAAAUCAAGGAGCAAGGCAGGGCCAGCCCUGCCCAGGUCUCCUCCCCGGGGCCUGGUCUCCUCACAGGACGCCCCCUCCCCGCUCUUCCUGCCGGGUUUCCUCUGGCCUUUUCCUGUCCCCCACCCAGUGAAGGGAGCCGGGCAGAGGCAGACUACAAGAGCGGAGGGAGUGGGACGAACUCGGGCCAACGGAGCCAGGGCCUCCGGGUGCUGCUGGACCCGAAGCAGGGGCCAUGCUAUCUGGUGAACGGAAGGAGGGCGGUAGCCCCCGCUUCGGGAAGCUGCAUCUCCCGGUGGGCCUGUGGAUCAAUUCCCCCAGGAAGCAGCUCGCCAAGCUGGGGCGACGCUGGCCCAGCGCUGCCUCUGUCAAAGUGUGGGAAGCGGCCUCACCUCUCCGUAGCGGUUCCGUCGCCCCGGGAUCUCAGCCGCGUCUCUCCACCUGCCUCUCCAGUCUCAGCUUGUUUCCAUCUCUCUCCGCAGGCACGGGCGCCCCCUCCUGGCGGCCUCAGAAAAGCCGCUCCCGGGCUGCAUCUGGAGGGGCGGCACUGGCUAGUCCCGGUCCAGGGUCGGGAACAGGAGCCCCGGCUGGGUCCGGGGGCAAGGAGCGCUCAGAAAAUUUGUCCCUACGGCGCAGCGUUUCGGAGCUUAACCUGCAGGGUCGGCGUCGGCGGCAGCAGGAACGCAGACAGCAGGCGCUUAGCAUGGCCCCCGGGGCAGCCGAUGCCCAAAUUGGACCUGGAGACCCCGGAGAUUUCGAUCAGUUAUCUCAGUGCCUCAUCCAGGCUCCCAGCAACCAUCCCUACUUCCUGCUGCUCCAGGGCUACCAGGACGCUCAGGACUUCGUGGUGUACGUGAUGACGAGGGAGCAGCACGUGUUCGGCCGGGGCAGGACCCCGUCGUCCUGCAGCGGGUCCCCUGCCCCAUACGUGGACACCUUCCUCAACGCCCCUGACAUCCUGCCGUGUCACUGCACAGUGCGCGCGGGCCCUGAGCCCCCAGCCAUGGUGCGCCCAUCCCGGGGCGCCCCAGUUACGCACAACGGGUGCCUCCUGCUGCGGGAGGCCGAGCUGCACCCCGUCAUCAAGGAGGUCGUCUGGGAAAAGAUUAAGGAAAUUGGAGAUCGUCAGCCAGAGAACCACACAGAAGGGGUCCCUGAGGUGCCUCUGACUCCCGAGGCUGUGUCUGUGGAGCUGCGGCCACUCAUGCUGUGGAUGGCCAACACCACAGAGCUGUUGAGCUUUGUGCAGGAGAAGGUGCUGGAAAUGGAGAAGGAAGCUGACCAGGAUGGUUUAUCCUCAGACCCGCAGCUCUGCAAUGACCUGGAAUUAUGUGAUGAGGCCAUGGCCCUCCUGGAUGAAGUCAUCAUGUGUACCUUCCAGCAGUCUGUCUACUACCUCACCAAGACUCUUUACUCAACAUUGCCUGCUCUCCUGGACAGCAACCCCUUCACAGCUGGGGCAGAGCUGCCAGGGCCUGGCACAGAGCUGGGGGCCAUGCCCCCGGGCUUGAAGCCUACCCUGGGUGUGUUCCAGGCAGCCCUGGAGUUGACCAGCCAGUGCGAGCUGCAUCCAGACCUCGUUUCUCAGACUUUUGGCUACUUGUUCUUCUUCUCCAAUGCAUCCCUUCUCAACUCACUGAUGGAACGAGGUCAAAGCCGACCUUUCUACCAGUGGUCCCGAGCUGUCCAGAUCCGCACCAACCUGGACCUUGUCUUCGACUGGCUGCAGGGGGCUGGGCUGGCUGACAUCGCUACUGAGUUCUUCCGGAAACUCUCCAUUGCUGUGAACCUGCUCUGCGUGCCCCGCACCUCUCUGCUCAAGGCCUCCUGGAGCAGCCUACGAACGGACUACCCCACCCUGACCCCAGCUCAGCUCCACCACAUGCUCAGCCACUACCAGUUGGGUCCUGGGCUCAGGCUGCCACCUGCCUGGGACCCUCCCCCUGCAGAGCGAGAUGUGGUGGCCACAGGGGACAUCUUCGAAAGCUUCUCUUCGCACCCUCCCCUCAUCCUGCCCCUGGGGAGCCCACGCCUGCGCCUCACAGGGCCGGUGACGGACGAUGCACUGCACUGUGAACUGUGCAGGCUCCGCCGCCUCCUCUGGGAUCUUGAGCAGCAGGAGCUUCCGGCCAAUCACCGCCACGGACCUCCUGUAGCCACGCCUCCUUGAAAACCACUCGCAAGCGAACGCGCGAAUCUCGAAGAAUUCCUCGGCUCCAACUCCCUGGAGAGUUGAGCUUUCUGGGAGUUGUAGUUCUUGCCCCGCGCAGAACCUGGGAGGUUUUCGGGUAGUAAAGGAUGGGACUGUGGGAAGAUGGGCUUGGGAUGUGAGUUCCAAGGGGCAAUAAAAGUAUCU